GGAACAAAGGUUAGCAUAACUGCAGCUCAUGAAGUCAAGAUGGCCGCCUCCAUGACAGCUGGCAAAAAGACAGAUCCUUAAUUGUUGAGAAAACGAAUAAACGAUAGACCGCAUACUUUCUGGAAACAUCAUGUCGUGUGUGCUAAGUAAUAUCGGUUGCUUUGAGGAUAUUUCUACAGUGCGUAAAUUUCUUUUCCCCAAUAAUAAGCCAGCGGACACAGCUGAUCUAGAUGGAUGGGAUGAUGCCGACUGGAGCUGGAACCAAGAUGAUGAAGAGGAGGGAGAGACGUCAGAAGGCAAGAAGGACGAACAGGAAGCAUGGUUGCAGGAAUGUAGCAUGUCGUUGUCUCCCACCGGCGAUCUGAUGGUCUUGGCUUUUGAGGAGAAAGUGGUGUUCUUACAACCAGAGAAGUGGGAUCCUCGUGAUGAGGAUGGGAUUGACUAUCGCUACCACGUCAUAUACAAGGGCGCUCUCAACCAAGACGAUGGAGAGUGUGUUACCAGUGUUCUCUGCAUCCCCUUGGCGUCUCAAAAGCGUAGUUCACAGGGGGCGCCAGACUGGACGUGCGUGGUGGUGGGCUUUACGACAGGCUACGUGCGUAUGUACACAGAGACUGGUGCCCUGCUCCUGUCGCAGCUUCUCCACGAGGAUCCCAUACUGAAACUGAAGUGUCGCACGUACGAGAUUCCCCGGUACCCCGGCAUAGCCGAGCAGCAGGAAGAGCUAACAAUCCUGUAUCCCAAUUCUUUGGUUACCAUUGAUGGGUUCAGCUUGUUCCAGUCGCUCAGGGCGUGCCGAAAUCAACUUGCGAGAGCUGCAGCCAGUGGGACUGACCAGAUCCAGCCCCCUCCUCUAGCUUACAAGAAGUGGGGACUCGUCCGGCAAGAUGCUACCACUGAUCACGUCAGCUGUGGAAUGGUGACACCUUGUGCCUUUGACCAGCUGAACGCAGACUCAGUCGUCAAUGGUUACACAGCCAGCAUCAAGGCCACGCCCCCUGCUGCCUCGCGUUACGUAACCACAGGAGUUGGCCCAUACGUGGGUUUCUUCUAUGCACUAGAGGGAAGCAGUCAGCCAUUGCUAUCAGAUGUUGCCAUGGCAAUGGCUAGUAAGCUGAAGUCGGCAUUUUUGUCAGCAGCAAGUGGUUGGUUUGGCAUCGGCAGUGGUAGGCAGAGUACCGAUGAACAACCGGGUGUAAGCAGACACAGGCCCAAAGUGGAACCAGCUACGUCCCUGCCAAUCAGGUUUGGUUUGCCUGAUCUGAGACGUAGCGGAGAUUCCUUACUUCUCUCUCCGGGCACACACCUUGCUGUCAGCACCGACAGCUUUGGUCGGGUCGUUCUGAUCGACCUGGCACGAGGCAUUGCUGUCAGGAUGUGGAAAGGUUAUCGUGAUGCGCAGUGCGGAUGGGUAUCGGUCACCGAGGAUCUCCUACGCGACAAAUCAGACCCGGCAGCGUCCAAAGCCCAACGGCAGCGGACGCGGCAGUUUGGUGCCAGGGUGGCACUAUUUCUGGUCAUCUACGCUCCGCGACGGGGGAUCUUGGAGAUAUGGAACACGCAGCAAGGGCCCAGGGUAGCGGCAUUCAAUGUUCCUAAAUCAUGCCAGCUUCUGUGUCCAGGCUACAGCACCAUGGGUCUCAACAGCCUCUCCCUCCAGGACUCCCGGGCCCGGCCCCACACCCUCCAAUGUUGCCUGGUCCAAUCAGAUGGCUUGGUGAGGACCAUCAGUGUCCCCUUCCACCUGGCGCUGAGCGACAGGAACAGCAAGAGGGCGCAUGACCUACACCUGGUCAAGAAACUGUCUGGUCUGCUGCAUCACAGGGCUACGCUCAAAGAGCCCCUUGAUGAGGCAAUCACAGCCGUUCUAGUGGACAUCAAGAUAUCAUCCUACAAGCAACAGGCCCUCGAGAAAGUCCUCCUUGCGCGAGGCAUGAGCCCUCUGGUUCUCCUUCGCAUCGUCCGAUCCCUCUCCACCCAUCUCAGGGCUCACGGAGCAGACUGCUUGGACUAUGAGGGGCAGUGCCUGCUGCGCUACUGCAGCCUACAGGAGGAGCUGUUACAGGUCUACACCAAGCUGCAAGGCAUGCACAGCAUACAGGAGAAAUCUGGCCCGAGCGACGAAACAUCUACCAAAGAGUUAGCGACAGCAUUAGACAUCCCGUCCGAAGACAUCAGCACAUGGCAUCGUCAGAUCCUAACAUACCUGGACGUGGCCCACCACACCAAGGUCCACUUUGCCUCAGACUACCAGAUGGAAGCCUCGGCAUUCGUGGGCUGCUUCCAGUCCUUCGUGGAGCACCAAGGGAGCAAGAGGGCGGGGCAAGAUGGAGGAGGAGGCGGGGAAAUUGAGGAAGGAGAGGAGGAGGACGGGGCAUCGCGGGGAGAUGAGCUCAGGAUGAGGCUGAAGCUCAAGGCAAGCCUGACAGAGGAAUACUCAGUCAAACUAGGUUUGUUUCUGUAUGGUGCUUGCCUCAGAGGGGACUGCCCUGCCGGUGACUUAUGUGCAAUCAUCAAGAAGAUGGAGAUCCCGUCUGAAGAACUCACAAUUUUACUGUUCAAAGUCUGGCUCCAGAAUGAGCAAGAUUUGCUCAGGCCCGUCUCCCAUACGGUAAACUUACACCGGCUCCUGGUGGCGCUCUUUGAACACAACGGCCAGAAUAGAGAGAGGACGUGCUGGAAGGAAGUACAGAGUCUCCUCAGCCAAUCAGAGAGGGUUGGAGCCGGGCUGAUGGCAGCUGUGGUUGCCAGGCAGGUUGCCAUGGAUACAAGCAGCCAAUCAGAAAAGGAGAGCUUGGAAACCAUGGAAACCAACAAGGCUGACCCUCAGGGGAUGACAAGCCAAGACCCAGGGGACAGCCCCAUGGAUGUGGACACACCCAGCGCCGAAUGGGUGGACGUUACCCUGGACAGACAGGUUUGGGAUCAGCUAGCCCGACGCUUGGAAGACGUGGUGUCUCUCAGCUGUCUUGUGCAUGCUAAACCAAGCAAGGGAUCUUUCACCAAUUCCGAGAAGGCUCACAGCAAGGCCUGGUCUGCUACUCAGGACAGCGGGGUGAUAUUCAGUGAUGCACAACCCACCCAGGUCUCCAUCACCAAGAUCCUAGAGGGAGGAAAAGGUAUCAUUGCAGAAUAUGUAGCAAGAUGGGUGGCCCAGAACGGUGUACCCCCUAGCUUCUUGUCAAACUGCUCAGGAAGCAACCAUGCAAUUGCGGGGGUGUCGUCUGAGGGGCUGUCUCUAGGCGACGACGCUCAACAAGUUCAAGAAUUGCUUCAGGCGUUAUGUCUACGGUUCCCUCGUAGUUUGGCCCAUGAUAUCAUGCAGGCUCAUUGCACAUGGGAGUACAUAGUCCGCUGGAACAAGAAUCCUGAGGUAACAGACUUAUUCAAAUCAGCCCUGGGUCAUUUGCAGACGAUACGUAAUCCUCUGCUGCAACAUGGCAUAGCCAGCAUGAUGUGGCAUACAUUCUCCGUCAAGAAGGUGUCUGCGACAGCUUUUCUCAUCGACAAAAUCGGCAAGGCGCCAAAGGAUAGGCUGUGUCGGAAGGAUGUUGGCAUGAGCGACGUAUCAUUAGAGUCUUUCAUCGGACUGUGCUGCGAACUCCUGGACAUGAUUUAUGUGGUGGAGACUGAGUCUUCCUUGGUACCUUCUCUUGAGAUGGAGGAGCUUUGGCAAGACGUUCAGGGUCCAACACCGUUGGCUGAGCUAGCUAUCAGCCAGCCACUACCAAACCACUACAUGGUGGAUCUACACAAGCAACUGACAACGUCAUUACAUGCAAUUUUGGUAUUCAACACCAAAUCCAUCAAACCACUCAAGGUCUUGUUUGACUACAAAGCGAGGAAUGCCUUCUUCAGGGACCUGGAUGCGCCAGUCAUGCAACCCACGGGGGAGGUCGACCAGGGUCUGCAGAGGAACAGGGAUCAGUUCAUGAUGAGGAUCAUCACGGAUGCCGUGGAGAGUCUACCUCCGAAUCACUCCAUGGACCCCAAGCAAGCCGAGCCCAUCUGCCACUCGCCACCGGUCAUGCCCUCCAGCCCCGGCCCGCUGGACGUGCGCAGGAUACGCAGGAGUCACCCAGCCCACACCUGGCCGGGAACCGUGGUCCAGCUAGCCAUAGCCUUCGGUGGCGACGUUGACAGGCUGAAGAGACAUCAUGUCUGUGAGCUGUUCAAGAGUGGCUAUGAUGCCAUUGCUCAAGAGGUUUUGGUGACUGUAACAGACCACACCCAGAUGGCGGUUCAGCUGAUCAACGUGAUAGGUCUGCGCCUAGCUCAGGUGUUCAUUGUAGAUGCAAACGCAGCCAGCGUCGCCCGCCAGUCUUCCCUUCCUGCUUCGCUGAUAACGUGGCUCAAAGUCUUAGCUAAAGAGUCAAGUCUGCGAUGUCCACAUCCCCCGAUUCCAGACACUGCCCAUCUGGUCAGCAAAGCCGUCGGUCUACUCCCAGAGAGACACCCCCAGUAUGCUCUGGGAUUGCAGCUCGUAGAGGCUGUGGGAUCCCUCACUUGAAGGGAACAAACACAUUGAAGUUUCAAAACCAACUGAGCUAGUUCAUCCAACUUUUUAUGCAUUAUGAACAGGGGCAAGGCCAGACCAAUUUGAUUGGGACAGUAUUACCACAAAUUGCCGACAGAUGCUCUGUGCUGGGGUGUAGCCAGGAAUUUUUGUUAUUGUCAUACGCAAAAUCGAUAAGUGGGGGGAGGGUGGAGGGCUGGACACCAUCAGACUAUUGGAGGCGCUGUUCAAAGGCAAUGAUCUUCGAGACUAUUGGACAAUAGGUGGCGUCCUUCAACAGACUGGUACAUAAUUUUUCAGACAGGACAACAAGUUUGCUGUCAAAACUGAAACAAUUUAAGUGGGGGGGGGGGGGGACAACUCCACACCCCUUGUCUAGCGAAGCUUAUGGUGGUUCAUUUGCGGACUUGGGGCUCUAAAUGCUGUCUGAGAGAAGUUAUGGGGACCCCCCCCCCCCCUUUCGCUACGUCCCUGUGAUAUAAUAAAAAGUAUUAUCUGAAAAGUCUGAAGAUCAAAUUUAAAUUUUAGCAGAGUCAGGCUUUCACGCCAAUACCAACGGGAGUUUUGGUCUGUCACUCAAAUCAAAAUAAAAAUCUGGAACUUUCAUAAGUUGAGCUACAAGUUAGUGUACCAGAUCAAGUAAUUUCAUAUUUAUUUGAUUCUUAUCCAUGUUAGAUGUGGGAAUCUGUGGCAAACAGAGGGAAUAUUAAUUUUGUAUUGGCCCCAUCCUCAAUUAUCUUCGGCACCACUCACGCUUUACAUUUCGCAUCCAUGCUGAAUUCAGUAUCCGUAAUAAGCCUUUUCGGAGUUCCAACUGCGCAUU
Molecule: messenger RNA, 5339 nt
Organism: Patiria miniata (bat star)
Lineage: Eukaryota; Metazoa; Echinodermata; Asteroidea; Valvatida; Asterinidae
Gene: rab3gap2
Product: rab3 GTPase-activating protein non-catalytic subunit-like
Exons: 30
Coding region: 131-4510 (1459 amino acids)
Biological process (GO): regulation of GTPase activity
Source: RefSeq, a predicted model, not a curated record